Messenger RNA from Hevea brasiliensis (rubber tree), 1150 nucleotides. RefSeq names its product vesicle-associated protein 1-3. Gene Ontology annotation, biological process: endoplasmic reticulum membrane organization. The coding region runs from base 191 to 907 and encodes 238 amino acids. The record is from RefSeq and is a predicted model, not a curated record. Lineage: Eukaryota; Viridiplantae; Streptophyta; Magnoliopsida; Malpighiales; Euphorbiaceae. The transcript has 8 exons. Gene Ontology annotation, cellular component: plasma membrane; endoplasmic reticulum membrane.
ACUUCUGCCUUUACCAAUUUGAAAAACGUUAGAAACGCAAGAACUGUUUUUUCUGCCAUUUCUGUUUCCAGUCUCUUCGAUCACACUCAACUUAAAGGGCUGAACAAGUUAUUCCUCCACCACAACAAACCCUAAUCUUCAUACAGAUUUCAGUUCUCAUAAUAUUAACUGAUUUUCUGAUUGGAAAGUCAUGACCACCGGAGAUCUUCUCAACAUUCAACCAACUGAACUCAAAUUCCCAUUUGAAUUGAAGAAGCAGAGUUCAUGUUCUAUGCAAUUGACUAACAAGUCAGAUAAGUACGUUGCUUUUAAGGUUAAAACGACCAAUCCCAAGAAAUACUGUGUUCGUCCCAACACUGGCAUCAUUUUGCCUGGGACUACUUGCAAUGUUACAGUUACAAUGCAGGCCCAAAAGGAGGCACCCCAUGACAUGCAGUGCAGGGACAAAUUCCUUCUUCAAAGCGUUGCUGCUUCUGACGGUGCAACCACAAAAGAUAUAACUGCAGAUAUGUUCAAUAAGGAGGAUGGUAAGGUUGUUCAGGAGUUCAAACUGCGUGUAGUCUAUAUCCCCGCUAAUCCUCCCUCACCUGUCCCAGAAGAAUCUGAAGAAGGAUCGUCUCCGAGGGCUUCUGUGCUUGAGAAUGAUAAUCAAGAUGCAUCGUUGUUUGAAGAUGUAUUGAGAUCUUUAGAGGAGCCUAAAGAGAAAUCUUCGGAGGAAUGGUCUACCAUUUCUAAGUUGACUGAGGAGAAAGCUGCUGCUCUGAAGCAAAAUCAACAGCUACGGCAAGAACUGGAACAGAUGAGAAAACAAGUAAGCAAAAAUCGAGCGGGUGGCUUCUCUUCAUCGUUUGUGUUACUGGUUGGUCUAUUUGGUAUCCUGGUUGGCUAUCUUGUGAAGAGAACAUAGAAAACUACCAAUGAACUGGUAUUUGUGUGGUAGGGGUGCUGAAUUUAUUUUUCAGCCUUCCCCUAGUUUUGGAACUUUUUAGGACUUUCUUAUUAGUUUGUAAAGUCAUUCUGAUAUAUUAUCGGCACUUCCGGUUAUUGAUUUGUCCGAUGUUUGAACAAGACUAGCGCAGCCGGUGAUUUGUGUUUGUGGCACAGUUAAUGUUGUUUGUUUCAUGAAUGAAUUGAUUCACAUGUCCAUUAA